CCUCGUCACACUCGUCACAGGUUCAGUACUCUCGUUUAAAUCCGACAUUCGUUAAAAUUUCAUAACAAACUACAACCUUCCAAAAAUACAAGAUGAAGUUCCUCUCAGGUGUUACCGUUGUUGGCAUGCUUGCCGCUGGUCUUCCCAGUGUGCAAGGCUUAACUCGUAGGGUCAACGCUCCCUUCACUGUUUCGAAGCUAUCGGCAGGAGCUACUCCUCACUCUUCGGUUGGAUACAUCGAACUUACCUGGUCGUACGGCGGUCUAAACCAGACCAAGUGCUCUGCUCAACCCGGAACAUACCAAGUCUUCCCCACGGUUGCAAAGACCGUAUGCAGUGACCCGUCAACCUCUUUCAACCUGACUAAGCGAUCCGAUGGUGGCGCUGAUCUUGAGCUUUGGCACGAGGUAGCGCCGGGUACUUCCGCCAGUGCCGUCCACACCAUCCAAGCGUCCGAGAUUGUCUGGACCAACCAGCAAUCCCCUACCGGAACCGUUCAGGUCUACGCUGGUCCUCAGAACUUCACUGUCAACGCCAUCUUCCCCAAGAACUAGGUGGAAUAUAGAUCCUGAAGAUACAUCUUGACAUAUUGGAGGACGAGGAGGAUAUGUACUAUUCGCAAUGGAGGAUUAAUCUUAGUAUUUAGGUAGUGUUGUGGUUGAUAAGUGACCUCAA
Molecule: messenger RNA, 675 nt
Organism: Hypoxylon trugodes
Lineage: Eukaryota; Fungi; Ascomycota; Sordariomycetes; Xylariales; Hypoxylaceae
Exons: 3
Coding region: 93-554 (153 amino acids)
Source: RefSeq, a predicted model, not a curated record